AUGGUGCGGACCAUGAGACCCGACGACAUCAACCCCCGGACCGGGUUGGUGGUGGCUCUGGUCAGCGUCUUCCUGGUGUUCGGCUUCAUGUUCACCGUGUCUGGCAUCAAGGGGGAGACCCUGGGGGACAUUCCGCUGCUGGCCAUCGGACCGGCCAUCUGCCUGCCAGGCAUCGCCGCCAUCGCCCUCACCAGAAAGACCGACGGCUGCACCAAAUGGCCCAAGAACAAGUGUCCGUGUUGCAAGCAAGUCAAGGACCGGGAUGUCAUGGAGCUGCUGAGGACACCCUCAGACCUGGAGUCUGGCAAGGGGAGUUGUGAUGAGCUCGCCAAGAAAGCAUACCAGAAGGACAGAAGAGUGCUACGGGGCGAGGACUCCGUGUCCAUCUGCACCACCACCACCACCACCACCAUGGGAGAGUGCAAGAGCCUCAUCAGAAAGGUGGAGCAGGAGGAGAUGCUGAGAUACCUGGAGAGCUGUUACCCAGAGAUGCCAGGGAAUGUAUUUGCGGGAGAUGGCUCCACGUGCAGUGCCUUGGAGAAGAAGAGCUCUUCUCCCACCAGGGACGGUGCCACUUGCCCUGACAUUGAAGACAACAUUUUUAUUGCUCCUAAAGACAGUAUCAUUGUCUGCUCUUACAAGGAGAACAGCCCUUAUGACAGAUACUGUUGUUACAUAAACCCUACUGGAGUUAACUCAGACCAGGAGACCAUAGUGUGA
Molecule: messenger RNA, 720 nt
Organism: Cariama cristata (Red-legged seriema)
Lineage: Eukaryota; Metazoa; Chordata; Aves; Cariamiformes; Cariamidae
Gene: TMEM215
Product: transmembrane protein 215
Exons: 1
Coding region: 1-720 (239 amino acids)
Source: RefSeq, a predicted model, not a curated record